ACACUUUUGGCCACACCCCACACUCUGUCAGUCAUGUGCUACGAGUCAAUUGCUGUUUUCAAACCCUGCACGUUCACUGCAGUGUAUUCAAUAAAUAAAUAAACCAAAACUGAACUGCCAGCUCUUCACUUGAAAUCAAUUUCCACAGGAGGGUCCUCCCAUUAUCCCACCCACCCCAUAACACUGCUAUAUAGCUCCCACCCUACGGCCCUACGUGGACGCGCAGUGCGGGUGCACGCACGCACGCUACGCGACGGGCAGCGGUUGUAGACGAGGAGAAGAAGAAGAAGAAGAAGAAGAGGGGGAGAGCAGAAGCAGAGAGGAGCUGUGGGAGGAAGGAGACGUGACGGGAGGACUCACAACAGAAGCUCUCAGGACUACGACAGAAAGAGAGAAGGCGGACAUUUAAAAUAAAUAAAAAAAGAAAAUAAACCGGAUCGUACCUGCGGCAGAUUUGGAGAUUUUUAGCAGCGGGAAACGUGUUGCGGACUGUUAACGUACGACAGCGUUUCCCUGCGGUAAAAUCAGCGUGAGUUUCUGGACAGGAGGCGCACGGUUUUGCUUUGCUUUGCUCUUCCUAGUCUGAGAAGAGGGAUUUUUUUGUUUUGUUUUGUUUUUUUGUAGCGGGGAGCAGCGGACUGAAGGCACACUGGAGGAGUUGAGAUGUCCUGAAUCAGUCCUCUGGGCCCAGAGAACGGUGUGCUGAUGGGACCUGCUACGCCACCAUGAGCUUACAAGAUGGCGGCUGCAGCUACGCCAGCAGCGCCAACAUGGCCACCGCUAGUGGCAGCAUGCGGCGGCGCCUGGAGGACCAGGAGUUCACCCUGCGUGUCUACCCGGGCGCCCUGGCUGAAGGCACCAUCUACUGCCCGGUCAGCGCCCGCAAGAACACCACAGCUGCUGAAGCCAUCGAGUGCCUCAUUGAACGGUUACACCUGGAACGUACCAAGUGCUACGUGUUGGCCGAGGUUAAGGAGUUUGGUGGCGAGGAGUGGAUCCUGAACCCUGGCGACUGCCCCGUUCAGCGGAUGAUGCUGUGGCCGCGAAGCGCCCUGGAGAACCGCAGCGGCCUGGGCAGUGGUGAUGACUACCGUUUCCUCCUGCGGGAGAAGAACCUGGAUGGAUCUAUCCAUUAUGGCGGCAGCCUGCAGAAGUGGCUGCGUGUGACUGAGGAACGGCGGCGCAUGGUGGAACGGGGCUUCCUCCCCCAGCCUGCAGGGAGCGACCCUCCGUCCGACCUCUGCGCUCUCCCGGAGCUAACAGAGCGCGCAAUUUUAGAAAGCCUUCGUGCACGUUUCCGCCAGGAGAAGAUCUACACUUACAUUGGGAGUAUUCUUAUUGUGAUUAACCCUUUCCAGUUCCUGCCCAUCUACAAUCCUAAAUAUGUCAAAUUGUAUGACAACCACACACUCGGGAAGCUCGAGCCCCAUAUAUAUGCUGUGGCGGAUGUGGCCUAUCACGCCAUGCUACAGCGACGGAGGAACCAGUGUAUAGUGAUUUCUGGUGAGAGUGGGUCUGGGAAGACUCAGAGCACCAACUUCCUCAUUCAUCACCUGACUGCGCUCAGCCAGAAGGGAUUCGCCAGCGGUGUGGAACAGAUCAUCCUGGGAGCAGGGCCUGUGCUGGAGGCAUUUGGGAACGCGAAGACGGCCCACAACAACAACUCCAGUCGCUUUGGCAAGUUCAUCCAGGUCAACUACCAGGAGAGUGGCACAGUCAGAGGAGCCUAUGUGGAGAAGUACCUGCUGGAGAAAUCCCGUCUGGUGUACCAGGAGCACAAUGAGAGGAACUACCAUGUGUUCUACUACCUGUUGGCUGGAGCCAGUGAAGAGGAGAGGAAGUCCUUCCACCUGCUCAAACCUGAGGAAUACCACUACCUCAACCAGAUGACAAAGAAAUUGCACAAACUCCACUGGGACAAUUACUAUGAGAGCGAUCUGCAGGACUGCUUCACAGUGGAAGGAGAAGAUCUGAAACAUGACUUUGAGCGGCUGCAGCUGGCUAUGGAGAUGGUCGGCUUCUUGCCCACCACACGCAAACAGAUCUUCUCCCUGCUGUCAGCAAUCCUCCACCUGGGAAACAUCCGCUACAAGAAGAAGACCUACAGGGACGAUUCCAUCGACAUCUGCAACCCAGAAGUCCUGCCCAUCGUCUCAGAGCUGCUAGAGGUCAAAGAGGAGAUGCUGCUGGAAGCGCUGACCACCAGGAAGACGAUGACUGUCGGAGAGAGGCUCAUCGUACCCUACAAACUCGCUGAGGCGGGAACGGUGAGAGACUCCAUGGCCAAGUCACUUUACAGCGCACUGUUUGACUGGAUUGUGUUCAGGACCAACCACGCCCUGCUCAACAACAGGGACCUGGAGGACAAUUCAAAGAUUCUGUCCAUAGGAGUCCUGGACAUCUUUGGCUUUGAGGAUUACGAGAACAACAGCUUUGAACAGUUCUGCAUCAACUUCGCCAACGAGCGGCUCCAGCACUACUUCAACCAGCACAUCUUCAAAUUAGAACAGGAGGAGUACAGGACGGAGGGCAUCACCUGGCACAACAUCGAGUACAUCGACAACAGCGGCUGCAUCAACCUCAUCAGCAAGAAACCCACAGCACUGUUCCACCUGCUGGACGAGGAGUGCAAUUUCCCCCAGGCUUCCAAUCAGACCUUGCUGGACAAGUUCAAGCGUCAGCAUGAAGGAAACAGCUACAUCGAGUUCCCGGCUGUCAUGGAGCCUGCCUUCAUCAUCAGACACUACGCUGGUAAAGUCAAGUAUGGAGUCAAGGACUUCAGGGAGAAGAACACGGACCACAUGCGUCCCGACAUCGUGGCCUUGCUCAAGAGCAGCAAGAACGCCUUCAUCUGCGGCCUGAUGGGAAUCGACCCCGUGGCGACUUUCCGUUGGGCCGUGCUGCGAGCCUACUUCAGAGCCCUGGUGGCUUUCAGGGAGGCGGGCCGCAGACACACCCACAAGAAAACAGGGAACGAUGCAGCAGUUCCCUGCGCUGUUGUCAAGACUGUCGACAGCUUCAGUUUCCUUCAUCAUCCGGUUCACCAGAGGAGCCUUGAGAUCCUUCAGCGAUGCAAAGAUGAGAAAUACAGUAUAACUAGGAAGAAUCCCCGGACACCUCUAUCAGACCUUCAAGGCACCAACGCCCUGAAUGAGAAGGCCAGCUGGGAUGGCUUUGGUGUUGGUUGUAACGGUCGGAGCUCCAGGUCCGGUCGUCUGUCCUCGACAGGAAGUCCCGCCCUGGAAGAAGACGGGAUCUUUCUCAACUCAACGAGCAGCAAACUCCUAGAGAGAGCUCAGGGGAUCCUGCUGAGAAACAAAAACUGCAAAAUCAAGCCAGCCCUUCCCAAGCACCUGUUGGACGUGAAGUCUCUGCGCUACCUGAGCAGCGUGACGCUCCACGACCGCAUCACCAAGUCUCUGCUCCACCUGCACAAGAAGAAGAAACCGCCCAGCAUCAGUGCACAGUUCCAGGCGUCCCUCAAUAAGCUGAUGGAGACUCUCGAUCAAUCAGAGCCAUACUUUGUUAAGUGCAUUCGCUCCAAUGCUGAGAAGCUGCCGUUGCGUUUCAACGACAGCCUGGUGCUCAGACAGCUCAGAUACACAGGUAUGCUGGAAACCGUACGGAUCCGACAAUCAGGGUACAGCAUCAAGUACACCUUCCAGGACUUUGUGCAUCACUUUCAUGUGCUGCUGCCUCGAGGCACGAGCCCAACCAAGUCAGGCAUCAGGGAGUUUUUCAGGCGGAUCCACCUGCCACCUGCUGGGUAUCAAGUGGGCAACACGAUGGUGUUCCUGCGGGAGGCCGAGCGUCAGCGUCUUCAGAGCCUCCUCCACCAGGAAGUCCUGAGGCGAAUCGUCACGCUGCAGCGCCGCUUCAGGGCCGUCCUGGAGAGGAAGCACUUUGUCAACAUGAGGCGAGCCACCUGUGUCAUCCAGCGAUGGUGGCGACGCUGCCUUCUCAAAGAGUCCGCCAUUGACUCCAGUGAAAAGGAGGCGGCGGCGGUGUGUCUGCAGGCGGCCUGGCGGAGCUACAGGGAGCGCAGGAGGUUCCUGCAGUGGCGGGAAUCUGCCGUCGUCAUACAGAGGAGCUGGAGACAUUUGUGUCAUCGCAGGUCUUUGGCAGCUGUGACGGUUCAAGCAGCCUGGAGAGGAUUCAGGGAGAGGAGCCGCUACUGUCAGAUGUACACGAGUGUGACGCAGCUGCAGGCGACGGGCAGGGGAUACCUGGCUCGACUCAGGUUCACUGAAUUGAAGGAGCAACAUGAGAGACUCAGUAGAUGUCCACCGGAUGAGAUGGAUCCAGGAGCCAUGGAGGACCUCCCCUCGUCAGGACAGGAAAAUUACGUCCAGGAUGUCUCUGGAGAACUUUAUGAAGACUCCAAGCCUGUUGCGUUAGACGUGCUAGAGACGGAAAAAGUGGAGCGAAGUAGGAGCAUAGAUGAGACGAGUCAUAAGAACCGGUCCAAACGAGAGAGCAGACGAAUGAGGGAGCUGGAGCAGGCUCAGUUCAGCUUGGAGCUUCUCAAGGUCCGAACCACCAGCAUGGGAGGUCCUCUGCAAGAAGACUCCGUCCCAGAUAGCAGCACCUGUCAACUGGAAGACCAUCACAGACAUUCACCCCGGGGAUCUCCAGCUAGCCAUGGAAGUUUUGAACUGCUAACUGUGGAAGACAUGGAGACCGAAGGCUCUGGAAGUUUUGGUCCUCAGUCAGCUGCACCUCAAGAACACCAGAAUGUGCUGGAUAUCGAACUUCAUGAGGGGCUUAGAGAUUCAAACUAUAACGAAAAGCCUGCGAUGGAGCUACUAAACAAGGCGGAGGUUCCGAGGGCAACGUUUUAUAUUGCUUCCGACCAAAGUCCACUUCAUGAACCAAAAUUUGAAAGCCCCAGGAAACCUUACAAAGAGCGAAGAGAGUCCACAUCUCGAAGGCCUGUAGUGGUGUUGAUCAGUAUGCAGAAGGAGAGCCCUGUGGAGGAGAGGGAGCUGCUGGCAGCCCGAACCCUACAAAGAGAUACGGAAACAGAAGCAACGCCAUCCAGUUCUGAAAUGACCCCCAUCGCUGGCUUGGAAGUAGCAUCAGAGGUAAAUAAGCCUCAUGGGACUGGUGUAGACUUACAUUCAUCCACCCAUGGAUCAAGUCCAGAAUUACCAGGGGUUUGCUCCUCAGAGGUGGACAUCCAGAUCGUUCUCGAGCCAAAGGACAGUGUUCCCGCUGUUCUCCCCGCUCAGCAGGAGAGGAAGGCGAUCCGGCCUGCACAGGAGGCUCCCAGCCCACUCCUGGACACCAAACCUCCAAAAGCUCAGAAGAAGAGCUCAGCGCAGACUGUGAUUGUGAACAUGGUGGAGAAACCCUCCAACACUGUGUUCUCCCCACCCAGACGCAAGCUGCCCUUCUCCAAGUCUGAUAAGGAUUUGGUGAACCAGGAAAGAUCUCUGGCCAUGUACAGAGACGACUCCAAAUCUGCUGGAUCCAGAAACAGAGGAGAGGUGGGUCGCCCCGGCCCCAAAAAGAAAGCACGAAUGUCCCGGACGCGCUCCGACUUCCUCACCCGCUGUAACUCUGAGGGGGCGACUCAGUCGGACGACGACGACGAAUACUACAUCCCCGCCCACUCCCACACGCUGCCCCCCUCCCUGUCUCCCUCAUGCAUCCACCCUGAGGCUGACUGUCACAGUGACUCCGAGAUGCCAUCUCACAAAGACCAGAAGAAGAUCCAUAAGACCAUGUCGUCAGGAGACCUGGGCAAGGUGGAAGUCCUCAGGAAGACCUCCAGUCAAGAUGGAAGGAUGAGAGGAAAGAUGAGGUUCUGGAGUAAGACAAAGCACGGCGAGAAAAAGCUGUCAAGAGAGAAGCAGGCCAGCAAGAGCGACGCUGGAGAGUCACACGAAGGCCCUUCUCCUCCUCACAGUCCAGAUUUGGAGGCCACCUCGUCCCGGGUGGUCAGGGACAGUAAGGAGAACAAGGAGCCGUCUCCUAAGAUGAGGAGGCGCCGCAGUGUGAAGAUCAGCAGCAUCGCUCUGGAACCCGCCCAGUGGCAAAACGACGCGCUGCACAUCCUCACCUCGGCCCACGACUACCGCAGCAUGAACGACUUCCUCAUGAAGAAGAUUGCUGAUCUGGAGUCUGAAGAUGGUAAGAAGGACACCAUGGUGGAUGUCGUCUUCAAGAAAGCACUGAAGGAGUUCAGGAUCAACAUCUUCAACUCCUACUCCACCGCUCUGGCAAUGGAUGAUGGCAAGAGUAUCCGUUACAAGGAUCUCUACGCCCUGUUCGAGCACAUCCUGGAGAAAUCCAUGCGCGUGGAGCAGAGGGACUGGAGCGAAUCACCGGUGAAGGUGUGGGUCAACACCUUCAAGGUCUUCCUGGACGAGUUUAUGACCGAGUAUAAGCCCAUGGAGGGAACUAUCGGCCGGGCUCCUAAACGUGAGCGCAAGAAGUCGAGGAAGAAGGAAACAGACAUUGUGGAAGAGCACAACGGCCACAUCUUCAAGUCCACACAGUACAGCAUCCCCACGUACUGUGAGUACUGCUCCUCCCUCAUCUGGAUGAUGGACCGAGCCUGCGUCUGCAAACUGUGUCGCUACGCCUGCCACAGGAAGUGCUGCUCCAAGAUGACCACCAAGUGCAGUAAAAAGUACGAUCCGGAGCUGUCGUCUCGGCAGUUUGGCGUCGAGUUGUCCCGUCUGACCAGCGAGGAGCGAACGGUCCCCCAGCUGGUGGAGAAACUCAUCAACUACAUCGAGAUGCACGGCCUCUACACAGAGGGGAUCUACAGGAAGUCGGGCUCCACCAAUAAGAUCAAAGAGCUCCGCCAGGGGUUGGACACAGACGUGAGCAGUGUGAACCUGGACGACUACAACAUCCACGUCAUUGCCAGCGUUCUCAAACAGUGGCUUCGUGACCUGCCCAGCCCGCUCAUGACCUUUGAGCUGUACGAGGAGUUCCUCAGGGCCAUGGGUCAGCCAGACAAGCGGGAGGUGAUACGAGGGGUGUAUUCGGUGAUCGACCAGCUCAGCAGGACACACCUCAGCACGCUGGAGCGCCUCAUCUUCCAUCUGGUCAGGAUCGCCCUGCAGGAGGAGACUAACAGGAUGUCUGCCAACGCCCUCGCCAUCGUGUUCGCUCCCUGCAUCCUUCGCUGCCCAGACACAAUCGACCCGCUGCAGAGCGUCCAAGACAUCAGCAAGACCACAGCGUGUGUGGAGCUGGUCAUCAAUGAGCAGAUGAGCAAGUACAAAGCUCGUCUGAAGGACAUCAGCAGUCUGGAGUUUGCUGAAAGCAAAGCCAAAAGCAGACUGACCCACAUCAGGAAGUCCAUGAAACCUGUACUAAUUGCUGUUAGGUUUAUGAGCAUAACCCGCACUGCCACCCCGAGCAAAGGCCGUGUUCGGCAAAGCAGCACCCACACGCCCUCGCCUCCUCUCAGCCCCAGGGCGCCCCCUGUGGUGGAUGGAGAGAGUGCAGGAGGGGGAGGAGAUGAAGCAGCAGAGGCCGGGCUGAAUGAGCAGCAGCAGCUGGCGAUGCAGCGGGAGGAGCAAAUCCUCACCGAGCAGAUUGAGAAUCUGCAGAAAGAGAAGGAGGAUCUGACUUAUGAGAUGUUGAUCUUGGAGCCGCGAGCGUCCGACGACGAGACUCCUGAAUCUGAAGCCUCCAUCGGCACAGCGGACAGCUCAGAGAACAUCACCAUGGAGGGAGCCACCUCGGACCCCUCUGAGCACGGCACUUAUCGCUCCAGAAGGUCGGAGGCAAAGUGCAGACGAGCUUUGCGUCGUCAGCCCGACUCCCAGGACUCUGCAGACUCCACCUCCAUUUCGUCCUCCUACCACCCCUCCUCCUCUCUCUCGUCCAACGCCUCCGGCUCUCCCUCCCCUCACUACCGGUUCCGCUCCUCCUCCUCGGGGCCCCUGCUCACUUCUUGUGGUUUGGGGACGCCGUUGGCUGAGGCGGAGGGGGGCCAAAGGGCUGGCAAGACCCGCCACAGGCUCAGGCUCAGCCGCAGCUCGCCACGCGAGCCCUCGGGAGGCCACCGGAGGGAGUCGGACUUCAGCUCGGGGCCACAGCAGCUGGUUCUGUAUGGCAGCAACGAGUUCAUGGUGUGAAGCCGAGGAGGGAAAGAACGCCGGCCGCCGCCUGUUCGAGUGUAGGAGGGUGUCCGAGAAAGGGAGGAGGGAGAGUCCAGGGCUGAACGAGGCUGGUCACGGGGCGAGGUCUAUGCCCCAUGUCGCCUGCUGCCCCUCCUCAGUGCCCAACCCCCUCCUCCCCCUGGUCCAGUCAAAGCAGAAAAGUGUGGGAAUAAGAAAAGAGAGGGCUGAGGGACAAAAUGAUAAAUGGUCGAAGAACAGAGGACUGAUGUGAACAGAGUGAAGUGAAAAGACACGGUCAGCCGUGUUUGAUCUCAGUGCUGUUCGACCCCUGCUGGAGCACCAGGGGUCAGUUGGGAAGGGGAACUGAAGGAAGGACGGGUGGUGAGACACAUGGAGAAAACCCACACCUGCAAAGCCAAAUCUUAUAGUGCCCCACCUUUAUUUUUUAGCAUGUGGGCAGGUGGUUAAAGCCACCCAGAAGAAAUACAUGUAGCCAUACUGACUGAACUGGCGGACACUUUGUCUGUAACCAGCGCCAAGCUAAGUUUGCUUUUCACGUUUACACGGGACACUCCAGCCAAGAGGCUGCAUGCUACUCCAUCACACUUUUUCCUACGUCUGUUUGAAGAGACUGUACAGAAAUAUGUUACGGCUGUAUGUUACAUUAAUAUUGUUAUUAUUAUUGUUGUCAUUAUUAUUAUUAUAAUUAUAAUUAUUAUUAUGUUACAGAGGAAAAAGUGUACAUAGAAAGAAACUCAGUGCUGCUCCUGGGUCAGUCAUUGUGGAUUAGUCACUCUUUCCUGUUCCUCUAUUUUUGCAAACAAACAUUUCCGGAAUUCAGGUUCCACUUUUGUUUCUGUGCUGGUUUCGCUGGGUUUUUCCUCUUUUCCCUUUUCAGUGCGAACGGAGCCGGUUUUGGGUGUCGUCGACUUAUACUCUUGGAAAAUCAGCUGGAGGAAAAGCUGUGUGUCUGUGCUCACUGUGAUACGUCUCUGGUGUCAAACGUCAGUCAGCCGUCAGUGUGUUGUGUUUGCCUUUCCCUGCAGGCUUUUUGUUUUUCCUUCUGUUCUUGUUCAGAAACAUCAGUGUUACUACAUCAGGACUUGAAUUUUUUAUAUAUAUCUAUAUAUAUAAAUAUUAUUGCUGUAUUAUAGGUGUUGUUGUUAUUGAUAUCAAAGAUGUCAUGUUUUUGUUCUCGGCACAGAUUCACGGUUUAUUUUUUGUUCAGGUGAAAGCCAUUUUCCCCUCCCGUCUGGAUGAGUGUCAUGUGCGUGUGCAUGUCUGAAUGAAUGAAUAAUUCCUGCCAUCAGCUCCCACUUUGUGCAUACGAGUCCCCCCCCCCUCCAAACCUAAAAGUGUAAAGGUGACCAACCGUCAAGUGACACUAAAACUAACUCGGUCACAGAAAUGUUUCAUUUGUCUGAGUUGCGUUGCACCUGUGGGGAAACUCUUGCGCUCACCCACACUUUCAAACCGUCCACAAUGUCCUCUGAGCCAUCCAGUAUCUUCUUCUUUUUCUUCUUCUUCUUCUUCUCUCCCAACAUAGUAUCAGCUCUUCCAUCCUUUUCUCUCCGGCUGUGGCUGUGAAAAGUAGCAUUUAAUCUGCCUGUUAACCGUUACAAAAACGAGUAGCAUCUAAGACCGUCCACGUGUUAUCUGCAUACUCUUUCUCUCUUUCCGUCUCUGUCCAUACAGCAUCGAGACAGUCAGUGUGAUAUUCGGUUUUAUGGGCCCACUGAAUAGCUUAACAGCAGCGAUGUCUCCGUGCUUUAGCCGCAGUAUCUCUUCUCGCUUGCUGCGUCUGCGGUCGGAUACUUUUGGGGAAACAGUAGUUUCCUUUUCACCGACACAAUCAGUGUUAAUCGACUUAAUCCUGGAGCUGGGAGUCUCGGUAAAGACUGUGCCCAUCUCGGUUUUUUUAUGCAGGUGUCGAGACUUGCGAUGUGCUGUCUUUUUACAACAUAAACUGUAGACUUGUUUAGAAAAAAACAAACAAACAAACAAAAAAACAAAACAGUUUCAAAGGUGAGCUGAAAAGGACAAAUCUGAUUCCAGGUCAAAUAUCUUUUGAGCUGAUAUUUGAUUAGAUGGUCUUUGUACAUGUCCAGGCUGUCAAUAUGGCGUUCAGCAACAAAAAAAGAAAAAGAAAAAAAAAAUAGAAUUUAAAAAAGUGAAUGUACCUGUCACUGGAAGGCAUGCUCUGCUUUUUCUGGUUGUUUUUGUUCCUCUUUUAUACACAGUGUAUGUACUAUUUAUGAUCAUGCUUUUGGGGUGUACAUUGGUUUAAAAGAAUCUGUUAUAAAAGGUGUUAUAAAAGGAUAUAUUAUCCUGUGUACGGUCCAUUAUCUACUAUUAUUCACAGCAACAUUUUAACAGGCCACACUCGGUCUGUCAUGUUUGUGGAAAAAAAAGAAAAAAGAAAAGAAAACGCGUGUCUCUUUGUCUGCGCCACUCUGGACAUGGUGAUGUAUAAGGUGCAAUUUGUGUUAUAUUUCUUUUUUGUUUUUUUAAUGAUACAAACAUGUCUAUGGUUGUAAGGAAAAAAAAGACUUUAUGGGGAAAUUCAUCUGCUUAUUAAAAAAGCAAAACUGCAGCCAAACACAGAUGAGUUGAGUAAUAUUUCGAAAUCCAGAGAGAAAUGUGUGUUUUAUUUUUCCGUUUCCGACACCUUAGGACCGCAUCACACGUUUGUGUUUCUCUUCACUGUAACAUGUACAGGUUUAGUUAAAAUACUUUACAUCCUGCGUUGUUUCUGUUCAUGUUCACAAGCUGGCAGUCUGCUAUUUCUCUGACUCUGCUGGGAAAUUGCUGCAUUUCUUUGCGUUGUACCGCCACUAACUGCUCAUGGGUGGAUUUGCGUGGAACUGUUGACAGGAACGUGAGCGUACAGUCGCACGAGCUUUGCCUCGUAGCACGACUUGUGGUCAGAAACUCCACAGAGUGUCUUGAAUCAGCCACCGAUGAGGCCUGUGGCUCACAGUGGUUGUUUUGUCUCAUCUCGGACGCGGCGGAUGUUGCUGAGAACAGGUUUCUGUGCAGGCCUAAUCAUGCCCAAACCGGUCCAUGAAAAUCCGCUGCAUACCUGUAAUAUGUGUAAGAGUCCAUGGACAAGCACAUCUCCAUAUUUGUGGUUAGGACAGUCAUCGUUAAUGUUAUCAAUUACC
Molecule: messenger RNA, 11251 nt
Organism: Scatophagus argus
Lineage: Eukaryota; Metazoa; Chordata; Actinopteri; Scatophagidae
Product: unconventional myosin-IXAa-like
Exons: 44
Coding region: 726-8102 (2458 amino acids)
Biological process (GO): intracellular signal transduction
Cellular component (GO): myosin complex
Molecular function (GO): protein binding; ATP binding; GTPase activator activity
Source: RefSeq, a predicted model, not a curated record